ACCAGUUACAUGCAUGUGAUUCUCACAAAAUGAUUGUGAGACAACUGUUUUUGCUUGGUUUUAUAGCUGUUGCUAAUCAUGCUGCAUUCUGUUUAAGGUCAUCCAGACUGAAGAUAGAAUGAUUUGUCUUGGAUAUUUCAUACCCUUUGUAUUUCCCAACAGCAUUCCUUGUCCUGUUGCCUCACAUGCUGGUCAUGAGUCCCAGCGUCGUCCCACUGGGGUCCAGCUGUUUCUUUGGACUGGCCGUUUUUUCCAGGAACUGACAUUGUCACAGUCCAUUACUGCAGAAAGAUUCAUUAAAAAGGGCUUUUUCAUUGAUUCAGAACAUUUUAGAUGAAUCAACGUCAGACAUCAGUGCUUCAAGGGCAGAGGAAGAAACUCACUCCAAAAUUGAAAGAUGAGGUUGUGAGAAAUUGGCAGCAUUUUUAUGAGGAAUGAGGGAGGUUUGGGUUAUUGUGUAGAUAAAACAAAGACACCAACGAGAGCUGAAGGAGAACGAGAAUAGGCUGUUGAGAAAGACUCUUCUGAAAUAGCAGCGCAAGAACACUGGACUGCUUGGAAGAAAUAAAUCUCAGUAAUCAUGCAGAGCACAAUGGAAGAUUUUGAUUCGGAGGAUUGUGGUGUUCAAGAUGUGGGACCUCAAAUUUGCGGGCUGGUGGUCCAGAUCCUGGAGACGAUGGCAGCGCUGCUGGUGCGGGUCAGACAGAAGCUUCUGGAAAUGGCGAUUCUGAUCUGUGUGAUUCUGCUGGUGUUCUGGGUGUCUUUAUUCCUCUAUGGCAGUUUCUAUUAUUCCUUCAUGCCCACAGCCAAUUUUAUUACACCUGUCCACUUCUUCUACAGGACUGAUUGUCCAUCUCCUCAUCACUCUAUGUGUUCUUUCCUUGUGGCUAAUGUCUCUCUACUGAAAAAUGGAAAACAUCAGGUAAUGACAUACGGUCAGCCCUAUCAGAUCUCACUAGAGCUGGAAAUGCCCGAGUCUCCAGCCAAUCAGGAGCUGGGAAUGUUCCUAGUAAAAAUGACUCCCUAUUCUAAAGCUGGUCAGACUGUUGACGCAUCGUCACGUUCUGCUCUGGGCACAGUGGUCUUCUCCCCCAUGCUGUUAACAGGAGCGUCGGAGCAGAAGCAGUCAGUCAUAGUGGAGUUGUACUCUGAAUUCAAAGAUGAUUCUUACAAACCCAGUAUUGGAGCCAUCAUUGAGAUCCAUUCCCAGCAUAUUCAGAUCUAUAGAGCUCAUCUCUACAUCUUUGCUCACUUUACUGGCAUCAGGUACCUGCUGUAUCACUUCCCCCUGAUAUCAGCACUGACCGGGGUGUUGAGUAACUUUACUUUCCUCAGUUUGAUCAUCGUUCUCAGCUUCCUGCAGUUUAAUCUAAGCCGUCGCACGACUCUUGGAAAGGCUGUCAUGCAACAAGAGGAGAAUAAUGAACCAGAUGACCUGAGUGAUCAGUCUGAACCCCAGGAUGAAGACAAGGCAACAGCACACUUUUUGGAUCCCCCCACUAUUACAGAAAAUAUCGACACCAUGGAGUGCAAUUCAGCAGAGAUGGAAGAAUCCAUUCCUGACAUGGGGGUGGACGAGAGUGACAGUGACUUUAGAGAACUUGCUGAAGAUGAACCCAUCUGUGAGCCUAGAGAUGGAGAAAUGAUUUUGAGGCACAGGCAUUUAUCACAGGGCAUGCUACAGUCAACAGAUGACAUAGACAAAACGUACUACCGUGUUGGUAUCUGUUCAAGCUGCUAGAGAGGGAAUAGAGCCGUCCUCUAAAUUAGGGUAAAGUUUAUGAAAAGCAAAGGCCACUUGCUGGACUUCAUAGAUUUGGUAACAAUGUCCUUGUUUUAAUAAUAUGAACUUCAUGCUAGCCAUUAUUACUUGUGUCAUUAUUGUAAAAAUAAUCAACCACAAAUAUAGAGUAUGAUUUUGUCUCCCAAGUAUUGACAUUUAUGAUGUUACAGCCUUAUGUUAAACUGCUUUAAAUGACUUCUUUUCCACAUCAGUCUACGCUCCAUACAACAUAAUGGCAAAGCACAAAACAGGUUUGUAACAACUUUGCAAAUUUAUUAGAAAUUAAACUGAAAUUAUUCCAUUGCAUAAGUAUUCAUACCCUUUUCAGGGACACUUGAAAUUUCGCUCAGGAGUACUCAUAUCGCUUGUAGAUAUUACUACACUUCAAGAGCAGUUCAAAUGUGGCAAAUUCAUUUGAAUGAGUAUGAUCUGGAAAGGCGCAUACUUCUCAGAAAAGGUCUAACAGCUGAAAAUGCAUAUCAGAGCAUAAACCAUGUCCUGAGGUCAAAAUAACUGUCUGUAGAGCUCAGAAACAGGCUUGCGUCCCCAGGCACAGAUCCGUAGAGAGAUGUUCAGCAAAAAUUCUACUGCAUUGAAGGUUCACAGAAGCAUGUAGCCUCCAUUAUCCAUAAUGGAAAUAAGUUUGGAACAAGUAGAACUCUUCCUAGAGCUGGCCUCCUGGCCAAAAUGAGCAAUUGAUGGAGAAGGGGCUUGGUUAGAGUGGUGACCAAAAAGCUGAUGGUCACUCUAGUUGAGCUCCAUAAUCAUAUAUGCAGAUGGAAGAAACUUACCGAAGGACAAACAUCACUGCAACACUCCACCAAUCCGGUCUUUAUGGAGGUGUGGGCAAACUCAAUCCACUCUUCAGUGAAGACACAUGAAAACCCACUUGAAAUUUGCAAUAAAGCACCUAAACAACCAAGCAUCAUGUCAAGGAAACCAAGCACUGCUCAUCACCUGCAGAGUACCAUCUCAACAGUAAAGUGUGGUGGUAGCAGCCUCAUGCUGUGGGGCUGUUUUUCAGCGACAAGGACUGAGGGAGUCGUCAGAGUAGAAGGAAAGCACAAUGCACCAAAAUAUUGUGAUAGCCUUCAUGAAAACCCAGUCAAGAGCAUUCAGAACCUCAGACUGGGCAGAAUGUUCACCCACAGCCUUGGCUUGAACGCCCCCAUUCAAACUGGCAGAGCUUGAGAGGUGAAGAAUGGCAGAUAAUUGCCAAAUGCAUAUGUACAAAACUUGUCGCAUCAUACCCAAAAAAGACUUGAGGCUGUAAAAGUGCUUCAACUAAGUACUGACUUAAGGGUAUGAAUACUUAUGCAAUAUACCCAUUGCAGUGUUUUAUUUUUAAUAAAUUUGCAAAGUUGUCACAAAUCUGUUUUUGUUUUGUCAUUAUGGUGUAUGUAAACUAAUGUGGGGAAAAAGUAAACACAUAACAAAACAUUAAAAAAAUGAAUACUUUCACAAGGCACUGUAUAUCCAAAACUGACUUUUCUAGUCACAGUCUUUGUUGUUAUUAUUAUAUUCCACAACACUGAAAACCAUGAGACUGUGCCAAUAAGUAGCCAAAGGGGGAGAAUGUCAUUUGUUUGUGGUUUAUGUCUGGAAAAUAACAUUAUUCAUUUGCAUUCAUUUACAUGUAUUCCACUUUUCAAAACGCAGAGACUACUAUAGAAAUACCCACUUACUGUUGUAAGUAGGAACUAAUUACUGAAGGUUAUUUGUGGACAUUUAUAAUUAUGACUUUAACAUGGAAAAAUAAAUAGAAUAAAUAAAAUUCGAAAAUACUUACACGUCA
This is a messenger RNA of Labeo rohita (rohu), 3578 nucleotides long. RefSeq names its product BSCL2 lipid droplet biogenesis associated, seipin, like (gene bscl2l). Gene Ontology annotation, biological process: lipid droplet organization; lipid storage. The record is from RefSeq and is a predicted model, not a curated record. NCBI's taxonomy places the organism in Eukaryota, Metazoa, Chordata, Actinopteri, Cypriniformes, Cyprinidae. Gene Ontology annotation, cellular component: endoplasmic reticulum membrane. The transcript is spliced from 8 exons. The coding region runs from base 581 to 1741 and encodes 386 amino acids.